CCCAACCUCAACAUCCGUCCGAGUCAUGGGGUAACGAACAAUGGGUCAAUCGCAGUCAUCAGAGCCAACGACGGAGGUCCCGAUCGAGCAAUUAAGCCACCAGCUAGCUCUUCGUUUUGCCUCGAAAUGCUUCUCUUCCCUGGAGAUUGUCCAUUACAAGGACAACUUCAAGAGUCUAGCCGAUCACCAAGAAGACCUAGAGUACUGGAAAGAGGAUACACUAUGCCGAUUCCUUGCCUUACCAGAACCUCUCCAUGCUGGACCCGUGGUCUACCAAAUGUGCACCUACCUCGGAGCAUUCCCCUUCCCCAGGCUGGCACCGUGCAUAUUGACUAGAGAGAAUAUGCUCAAAGUCAUCACGAUAAUGACGGGUAGGUACAAGAAAGUCCUGAGACGAGGCGACCAGGACAAGGCGAAGUUGCUGUUCCGAAGUCUAGCAGUAUUCGACCGGAAGGCAAGUGUGGCCCUUUCGAGCAAGGACAAACCGUCCAUGGACGACGUGAUCCGAGAACAGUUACCAGAGGAUAUGCUGGAGCAGAGACAAGCAGCAGAGGGCUCGAGGUCUCAUCCCUCGGGAUUUGCCAUCGACGAACCACUCAACGAUGACGAGGAUGAGGACGACGAUGACCUCGCUCUCGCCGCUCUGGACUCCCUCGACGCCAUCGAAGUAUUCAAGCAUGACCAGAAGACGGACCGCAAGAUUCACCACGCAAUGAUCCCGGUCGAGAACUUCAAGAAACUGGUCAUGCUGCUUCUACUCAUCGGCGGCAUCGAGCCAUUGACUCCCUUAGGCAGUUACGGAGAGUCUCUGGACGAAGAAAGGCUGCAAGCUCUAAGCACAUCUGCGGAUUCAAUCAUCGCCGCAUUCGACCCUGACCCACAGAGUAAAGGCAUUCGAUACUCAAAUUUCGUCAAGACCCUGACAACGACACUCCCGGAGCUUUUCGACCCCUUUAACAACCUCUUUGAACAUUUCCUCUUCAGCAAGAACAUCAACCUGAACAAACACCGCGACGUGCCGGAUUCGGUCCUCGUUCAAGAUGCCAAACAAUCAAUAAUACACCGUCUCCCCGAAGAAGACGUGCCAAUCUUCAGCGACACGCUCCUCUCCCAACUCUCCAUGACCUUGAAACUGUUCAACCCCUCCGGCACUCUCAUGAACAUCUUCUCCUCAGGAGCACGAUUCAAUCGCAUCUACUCCUCCUCCAGCGACGGCACGUCCCUUUCCUCUUUCUCACGCCAAGUCACGUCCUGGCAAUCCGGCACAUUGCUCCUCGUGGCCGGAACCACCGUCGAGGACGCCAACCAGUCCAUCACCCUGGGUGCUUACCUCCCUGAACGCUGGCACGACUCGACAUCAUCGAAUUCAAACUCAACCAGACCUUCAUCUCACGACCAGUCGGACCCGAGACCGUCCCUUCUCCAACUACACCCCCGCCAGGCCCUGUUCCCAGGGAACCCGUACAACCGCACACUGCCCUGGUUCCACUUCUCCACAAAGUCAGGGAUAGCACUAGGGUGCGUUAUCCCCCAGCAGUCUCGCGCAUCUACGGCGCACCUGCCUCCCAUCCUCGGUCCAGUCAGCCUGUUGAUAGACAGCGACGUGUCGACCGCGACGUUCCAGCACGACGGAUCGGCCGGGAGCGGCGCGUUCGUCACCGACCCGGGCCUCGAGACGGCCCAGACCCAUCACCCGGACACGUCACAGGCGAAGAAGGUCCAAUUCGACAUCGACGCCCUCGAAGUCUGGGGAAUUAGUUUCCCCGCCGGCACAGGGGAGGAUGAAGUCACGAAACAGAAGAACCGGCUUGCGUGGGAAGAGGCCGAGGCCGCACGGCGGCGAGGUGUGAAUUUCGGAGGCGACAAGGACGGUGCGAGAGCCUUGCUGGAGAUGGCUGGGCUGGUUGGCGAUCAGUCUGGUCCGAGAAGUGGUGGGUCAGUGUAGUGCACCUAGAGUGCUGAAGUCAGCGCAUCAAAUGAGCGAAUUGUCACGGCGCAAACGGUGGGUGGAAACGUGAAUGCGCUCCACCUGAAAAAAGGCCACAGAAGCUCAAAGUAAAUCUGUAAAAACGAAUAUUGGUCUAAGCAUUAAAGUGUGAUAGUAACAAGACAAUGGGGUGGCCGGAUCGAUUCUUGCAACGCCAGUCUCUG
Messenger RNA from Exophiala oligosperma, 2151 nucleotides. RefSeq lists its product as uncharacterized. NCBI's taxonomy places the organism in Eukaryota, Fungi, Ascomycota, Eurotiomycetes, Chaetothyriales, Herpotrichiellaceae. Bases 41 to 1945 code for a protein of 634 amino acids. The record is from RefSeq and is a predicted model, not a curated record. The transcript has 2 exons.